AUGCACAAGGAAGAGAAACAGCGCAUUGAGGUCCACCCGUACUCUCUCAGUGCGCUCAGUCCACCGGCACGCUCCCCCACCUCUCAACAGUCGACACUAUGCUCGCUGCCGACGUCGCCAAAGUCGGCAAGAGGCAAGCGAAACGACUCUGUUAUCACCGUCAAAAGCACGAGUACGAACACGGGCUCAACAGCAUCUUUCCCCUCCGACAUCCAUUCCGACUACACUGCGUCCUCGUCAGCGUUCCACAGACCGGGCAUCGACUACGAGGAGAGCGACGAGGAUCUCCUUGCCUCGGCGUGGCGCCAUCCUCUCGCUGUGCAUGCUGAGCCUGUUCCCGCUAUGCCGCUACACAUCGAGGAGAUGCGGACACGGCGCUCGCGCGGCGGCAUAGGCACAUGGCACAUUCCCAGCGCCGAAACGUUGUGUGCGCAGAUCGGACACGACGCUCGUCCACACCUCCACCGCUGCUUCCUCAACGCCUUCAUGGUCCCCGUUGCAAACUGUGACCUCUUUGCGACGACGCGCUGUAAGCGCUGCAACCUCCUCAUCACACACGACGACGAGAGCUGUACUCGCUGCCCUGCCCGCUGGUUGCGAGAGAAGACGGGCGUCGACGAGACAUCUUGGCUCGGGACACGGAGUCGGUUGAUCGUCGACGACCAGAGUGCGCAAACAGUCAACCGCUUACUCACACCACAAACAUCCCGCCUUUCGCAGUAG
This is a messenger RNA of Cutaneotrichosporon cavernicola, 723 nucleotides long. RefSeq lists its product as uncharacterized. The record is from RefSeq and is a predicted model, not a curated record. The transcript is spliced from 3 exons. The coding region runs from base 1 to 723 and encodes 240 amino acids. Lineage: Eukaryota; Fungi; Basidiomycota; Tremellomycetes; Trichosporonales; Trichosporonaceae.